AUGGACCACGGUCCAGACUUCGAUGAGGGCACCAAAUCCACCCGAACCGCCAUUGGCGCCUGUGCCUUUAUCGUCGUCAGGUCCGUCUCAAAACGCACGUGGCAGAGGCUCCCGGACCCGUCAGAAUCGGCAAACAAGCGCGGCCAGAGCAAGCCACAGAAGUCCGGGCGCAGGAACCGAUGGGACCCGAUUCAUGGCUUGGCACAAACCCAGUUCUCGUCGUUUUUCACUCUUUGGACACCCUCCGUCGCCGAGUUGCGAAGCUUCCGGCGCACUGGUCCGGCCACAAUGUCGGUAUGGGAAAGCGAUGAUCUGGGUCUCGUGGCGUUGAGAACCACAUGGGCGUUAUUUGGAGUUACGGCAGUGGUGUUCUCCCUACGGGUCUACUGCCGUCUUCGAUACACACCUCGACUGGGUGGCGGCCUUUACGUUGACGACUUCAUCACGGGCGGCUGCCUCUUGAUGCUCCUCGUCUUCUGCAUCCUGCUCUCCGUCGCAGUUCAGUAUGGAGUGGGGAAGCACUAUGUGACCUUGUCCGAUCGCCGCAAAGUCGAGGCUGUCAUGUGGAAUGCCAUCCUUAGCGGCAUUACGCCUUGGAUGUGCACCUUACCCAAAUUCGCCAUCGUCACGACGCUCAAGAGGAUCCUUAAUUACGGGACGAAAACGACAGUUCUGCUCUGGGGCCUCGCACUGACAUCGCAGGCAACCGUGGUUGCAUUGACGGCCUGGGGCUUUGCCCAGUGCAGACCAACGGCUUAUCAAUGGGACAGGAGCAUCGAAGGAGGAACGUCACUCGAUGUAUUUUUCGCGUUGUAUCCGGUCCCAUUUGUCAUGCGGCUCAGCAUGCCGCUUAAGACUCGUAUCGGUGUUGCAGCAUCGCUUAGUCUGAGCUGGUUCCCCUGGUCUAUCUUUGCAUGA
Messenger RNA from Diaporthe amygdali, 918 nucleotides. RefSeq lists its product as uncharacterized. The record is from RefSeq and is a predicted model, not a curated record. Bases 1 to 918 code for a protein of 305 amino acids. The transcript is spliced from 6 exons. Lineage: Eukaryota; Fungi; Ascomycota; Sordariomycetes; Diaporthales; Diaporthaceae.